GGACUCCUAUGAGUGGUGGCGUGAUAAGGUGUUAUUUUAGAUAAGAUGUUUGCUCCAAGUGUGUUAGAGAUAGGACUGCCAUAGGAGUUGCUGCGUCGUCAGUUUUGUCUUCCAAACGCAGCUAGUCAACCUAUUCGUAUAAAUAUGUUGUUUCUUGGAUGGUUAAUUAUUCCGGAAUGGUUCAUCGGGCUAGCUCUGCUGGGCAUCGUAAUCUACCUCCGGGCUACUCGACACAAAAAUUACUGGAAGAAUCAGAAUGUACCCUACGAAAAACUUUCACUGUUCUUCGGCACAACGCUCCAAUUCAUGCGCAAGCCAUUCCACGAAGUGGAAGAAGAGUUGUGCAAAAAGCAUGGCCGACUCUUCGGUACCUUUGAAGACGGACGACCUACACUUUACGUUGCGGAGCCAGAGUUGUUGAAGUAUGUGUUUGUGAAGGACUUCUCUUCAUUAAUAAAUCGAAGGAUAAUGUCUUUCAAAAACCGUCUGAUGAGGAGCAUGAUAAUAUUUGCCCCACUUGAAAACUGGCGAAGACUUCGCAACACCACUUCUCCGGCUUUCACAACUGGAAAACUCCGUAAGAUGAACGACAUGAUUCAAGAAUGCGCAAGGCUCGCGGCUGUGCACAUGAAAGACACUGCAGAAAGGAAGAGUGACGAAAAUAUUAAAAAGAUCUACAGUCUGUACGCUCUAAAGGUAAUUUCAAGCUGUGCAUUCGGAGUUGACGUGGAAGGUAAAAAGGAAGAGAUGCGAGCAAUUGUGAAUAACAGCGAAAACCCCUUCUUCACAAGGGUUACUUUCCCCAUCGCACUUCAAGUUCUUUUCCAGAACUUCAUUGGGGAGCUUCACGUCAAGCGAUUCAACGAGAAAGCGUUUGAAUUUUUUAGGAAAAUUUCCCUGCGAAUUAUAGAGGCCAGGAAGACAAGUCAAUGUAAAUAUGAGGACCUGCUGCAAAUGAUCCUAGAUGCUCAGGAAACACAGGACGGUGAGACAACUCACAACAAUGUACAAAGCAAAGAAUCGUUAUUUCACGGUGACUCCGACUCCAAUCCACAUACGCAGAUGUCAAAUCAUGGUUUAACAGAAGACGAGGUUCUUUCCCAGUGUAUAAUAAUGUUUCUGGCGGGGCUAGACACGUCAUCUUCAGUGGCUACGUACAUAACUUACCUUCUCGCUUUGAAUCCUGUCGUGCAAGAAAGGCUCAGAAAAGAGGUCGACGAAUGCUUUGAAAAACAUGGUGACUCUCUUAACUACGAUAUUGUUUCAAAGCUUGACUACCUCAACGCUGUGGUGUGUGAGGGUCUCAGGAUGUAUCCCCCUGGAUCGAGAUUGGAAAGGACACCACAUGAAAAUUACGUUCUCGGUGACACGGGGAUACUCAUUCCCAAAGGAUGCACCAUUGCCAUCCCCGUUUACGCGCUGCACCAUGACCCUGAGUUUUAUCCUGACCCAGACACAUUCAACCCAGACAGGUUCACCGCUGCAAAUAUUGAUUCCAUUCAUCCUUACGCGUUCCUUCCAUUUGGCACCGGACCAAGAAACUGCUUGGGCAGAAGACUCGCACUCCAGUCAGUGAAAAUGGCACUCCUCUACGCUCUACGAAGCGUGAAGUUCGUGAAGACGCCAAAAACAAAGGUCCCCCUUGAAUUUUACAACGGAUACGGAGUCCUGUCUGUAAAGGAUAUCACGGUUGGAAUUCGCUCGAGAGACUCGUGAAGCCAAUCCUGCGGGCGCCUGUACGUCGUCUCGCGUUCGGGCUGAUGCCUUUGUUGAAAUAUGCCGGCAAUAUUAUAGCCACCUCAUGGCAAACACUAUAAUUGCUGCUAUCGCCGUUGUUUCUGUACUCCUUUUUCCUCCUACAUGCUCCUUGACAUCUAGAGAAUUUUAAACUAGGUCAUACGAACCUUGUUUAUUCCAAUUUAAGCAACUGUGGUACUUUAAAAUGUAUUCAAUUUUGAGUUCUGCUUCCUUUGCAAUGUAAGCAUAUGUCACAAAGCGCAAUAGUUUGGGGUAUUAUUAGAAUUCUAAUGUCAUAGCCGCAUUCAUUUAGAAUAUUUGUGACUUAGCGAGAGUGCUAGUAUUGACCUAAUAAUGCUUGAUUGUGCUUGCUUCUUUUUAUGACAAAAUUACUCUUUUGUGCUUCAGUGGUGUUUUCAAAUAAGCUCAUAGAUACGAAGUUUCUUGAUACACAAUGUUACACAUAAAAAAAUGUGAAGUCAGUUCUUAAUUUCUUUCUUUCGACUCAAUUAUGGCCCCUGCUUUUUCAUUUCGAAUAAAAUGUAACUGGUGUCUUCAAGAGUGUUUUAAAUUGCGGUAUUGUCAAUUGGCAAGUUAAUAUUUUAAUUCCAUUUAUAUUAACGGCAUAUGUUGAACGACUUCAGUGAAACCAAGUCCAUUUAAACAAACUUUCUUGACCUACGGUCCAAAAAGGCUUUAGGAAUAAAGACCCGCGGUAGCUUUAGCUUUUCUUUGUGUGUGUCAUUGACAGCUGCACAUAUAGAUUUUUAUAUUGAUAUUCUCGCAUCUGGGAAAGAAAGAAAAUAGAUAAACGCGCAGUGCUAGAAAAAGAAAGAUCUAUCAAGUCCGAUUUCGUAUAAGUUCGUUUGAGGACAAAUUAAAAAUUCGCACAAAUAGAAAACCAUCUUUCUCACCAUUUUUAAAUUUGUAUAAUUUCGUGCGAACGAGGAUACUUCGGUAGUAAUUCAAACAUAUUAAAUUAAUUACAGAAACGUUCUUACUUCUUAGGUAAAAUUCGAGGUUGUUAGUACAUUUAAAUUCGCGGUGCAGCAAUAUUACAUUGAAAUGUUUUUUUUUUCACUUUACACGAGUUUACUGGCACUAGUGGUACUGGCACUAGUGGUACUCCAUUGACCAAGAAACCUCUUUUUGCGGUGUAAUUUUAAGGAUUAGACCAAGCGUAUUCUUUCAGUUUCUCAUUCACAAAACUUUAUGAUGUAACUGGGCGGUCGCAGUACGGCCGAGUGACGAUUUUUGAAUGCGGCUCAUAGAUUGAACCUGAGCAUUCCGUCAGCGCUCGAUUUGGGCUUGUGAUAAUCAAUAGCUCGACAAGCAUUCGUGUGUGGCUCGAGCCCAAUCAUGGCAACGACGACAAUAGCCGAACCUUAACAAUGUCUGGAACUCAGCGCGUUUCCUGUGCCCUACCAACCUCAACGCGUCGCUAUGAUCAACAUUGGCGGCAUAUAAUCGGCUCCAGAUCACGUUGGCUCUUCUUCUGGCUGAAAGUUAAAAAAAUAAACGCUGCUCUUUUUUUCUGCGACGUUUAUGGCAUGGAAAGAAUAACGACCGCGUGUUUUAUUGGUCAUAGACGUCAGACAUUCGUUCUAAACGAUAUUCGCGUAAAGUACAAAAAUUGUUGCGCCGCCCCUUUACCGAUAAUGGUAAAUGUUUUCUUUUUAUAUUUUAUGGCGAUUGCGAAGCUCAAUUUACGAUCACAACUACUGAUAUACUGUUAAAACGAUCGAGCGUAUUCAAUAUAGCUACUAAAGAUAGGAAGAGUUAGGCGUCUGUUUUUUUUUGUUUUUUUUAAGAAGGUAGAACAGAACUAAGAUAGGCCUAGUACACAGGGAACAGAGCACGCACUCCUUGGGGUCUUUGGUGUUCUUGGCGCUGUUUUACAUUUUUAUAACUAUGUAGCAACUACCCCAAAUUAAUACCUUGUUGAUUUAUUUGCCCUUCCGCCAGAUUCUAGAACUGGUUUCCACUGCAUAUAAGUUUGACUUGGCCACUUGUAAAGCCUACCCGAGGCUUCUUUCUUCUUAAUUUUUUUUUUUUUAUGCAUCGCUUGAGUUCUUCGUUUCGGCUGCCUGCGAACAUUUUUUGGGGGUUCGGGUUUUGACACGUUUCAGAAAAUCUACAAAAAUAGAACUUAGGGAUAUCUUACCCGGUGUCAUUUUUCUCACUUGUUCUAAAGUUCCGAUAUUCUUAAGAGUACCUACGUGGCGUGGACUCAGAAAAAACAAAUAAACUUCAAAUCUUUAAGUGAGAUGUCAGCGACGCUCAUGGUUGUUCAGCUAAUGUUCAGCACAACACUGAGAGAAACUAGGAAAACAUAUCAGCUUAAGAUAGAAUGUUAGUAUUAAUUUACACCAUUGCAUCUACAUUAACUAAAGCUGAUCCAAAAUUGCAGGGGCCUGAAGCACGUCACCGGGAAAACACAAGCACCAAUUGAAGUUGUUGUGCGUGAUGGCAGCGCUACAUAAAACACGCCAACAAAAACGAUUUUUCUGCGGGUGGAUAUCUCUACCAUGGUUUUAUCUUUGGAGCACCGAAUGCUGUUGCUUCUUAUCGGUUGAUGCCUUUGGAGUACUCUAAAGAUAAUGAGUUCAGGAAUAGAUAUCGCUGGGUCGAGUCUCUCCACUGCUUAGCGUCAAGAGAUAUACUCUCCGUGAAACACUCUUCGAAAACAAUACCUUGCUCUCUUGCCAAACAGCUGCCAACUUUUGUUUCCAGAGGUACUUUUGCUACGACGCCCACUGAGUGCGACGCCAUUUCUUGGGGUCGUAUUCAUUGGGCACCGUAGCAAAUAUCGCCAGUAAAUUAAUGGGUAUCCAUUUUUUUUAAGUGCUCAAAUGCAAUAAACAUUCACAUUUAUUGCUUAACUGUCCAACAAAAUGUUUGAAAACCUUGCCAAAUAAAGGAAUUCGCAAACUCA
This is a messenger RNA of Ixodes scapularis (black-legged tick), 4672 nucleotides long. RefSeq names its product cytochrome P450 3A24. The record is from RefSeq and is a predicted model, not a curated record. The coding region runs from base 145 to 1716 and encodes 523 amino acids. The transcript has 14 exons. Lineage: Eukaryota; Metazoa; Arthropoda; Arachnida; Ixodida; Ixodidae. Gene Ontology annotation, molecular function: oxidoreductase activity, acting on paired donors, with incorporation or reduction of molecular oxygen; monooxygenase activity; iron ion binding.